This is a messenger RNA of Lycium ferocissimum, 1577 nucleotides long. Its product is annotated as probable galacturonosyltransferase-like 4. The record is from RefSeq and is a predicted model, not a curated record. The transcript has a single exon. Gene Ontology annotation, molecular function: glycosyltransferase activity. Gene Ontology annotation, cellular component: Golgi apparatus. The coding region runs from base 121 to 1302 and encodes 393 amino acids. Lineage: Eukaryota; Viridiplantae; Streptophyta; Magnoliopsida; Solanales; Solanaceae.
AUUAAUUUGUUGAUUGCUUUAUGAUAAUACAAAAUGUAAAGGUCCUGAGAAGAAUCCUCCGCAGCUUCUUCUCUCCCUCACAAUUGUACCAACUUUUUCAUCCUUCCAUUUUUUUUCUUUAUGAAUCAAUCAUUUGUAACCUCUCCUUACUCUAAUGGCUGCUUCUCUUUCCUUUCUCCUAAACUUAUCAUUAUUAUUAUUUCAAAUGCAAAGAGCUGGAUGGCCUUUUGGAGCCUUUCUUCUUCUCUUCCUCUCCUUGGCCUCCUGUCUCUCUUGCUUUCCCACCAAACCCCCUUGACCACCACCACCUACGUUCACCUUGACAUUGUACGUGAUCCUGCUGAUGAGGUGUCAGAUGGACGGGUUGGGUCAAACUCUUCUGUCUUCCGCGAGGCCCCUGCUUUUCGCAAUGGGGAGACUUGCGGAAAUUUGGGCACGGACCGGAUACACGUGGCCAUGACACUUGAUGCUAAUUACUUGAGAGGUACUAUGGCUGCGGUGUUAUCGAUUCUCCAACAUUCAACAUGCCCUGAAGAUUUAACAUUUCAUUUCCUAUGGGUAAGACAUGAACCUGAGGUAUUCACAAGCAUUAAGUCCACAUUUCCCUACCUCAACUUUAAGGUGUACCGGUUUGAUGUCCACAGGGUCCGUGGCCUAAUUUCCAAGUCUAUACGUCAAGCUUUAGACCAACCCUUGAAUUACGCGAGAACUUAUUUGGCUAACUUGAUUCCCAAUGAGGUAAAACGCGUAAUUUAUCUUGACUCUGACCUUGUCAUGGUUGAUGACAUCGCGAAAUUAUGGAAGGUUGAUUUAGGUGAUAAGGUUUUGGCUGCACCUGAAUAUUGUCAAGCGAAUUUCACCUGUUACUUCACCGAGACAUUCUGGUCUGAUCCAUAUAUGCCUAGAACGUUUGAGGGGCGAAAGCCAUGUUAUUUUAAUACAGGGGUGAUGGUAAUGGAUGUGGAUAAGUGGAGACAUGGAAAUUAUACUAAGAAAGUUGAGGACUGGAUGAUUGUGCAGAAGCAAAAGAGGAUAUACCAAUUGGGCUCUUUGCCUCCAUACUUGCUUGUUUUGGCAGGAAAUAUAAUGCCAAUUGAUCAUAGAUGGAACCAACAUGGAUUAGGUGGUGAUAAUGUUGAAGGUAAAUGCAGGGAAUUGCAUCCUGGUCCUAUUAGCCUUCUUCAUUGGAGUGGCAAAGGCAAGCCGUGGUUGAGAUUGGAUUCAAGAAAACCAUGUAGUGUUGAUCAUCUGUGGGCUCCCUACGAUCUUUAUCGUUCCUCUAGACAUUCAUUUGAGGAGUAACAUGUCACAAAGGCGGAUCCAGGAUAUAUAAAUAUUUAGUGAAUUUCCUAACACAAAUACAAGAUUUGAGCAAAAGCUGCUGGGUUAACAUGAACUCACAAGUUACCCUGUAGAUCCGCCCCUUGAUGCUCAAUCCAUGGAACACACGCUGAAAUAUAUAUAGAUAUAAGGUUUGAGGGAAGCAUGUUUUGCAUUAGGAAGAGAAGCAAGCAUCAGAUAAGAAAAAGAAAAGGAAAAAAAAAAAAAAAAAAAAAAAAAGAGAGAAGAAGAAUAAA